Haplochromis burtoni (Burton's mouthbrooder) is the source of this 3986-nucleotide messenger RNA. RefSeq names its product DnaJ (Hsp40) homolog, subfamily C, member 10 (gene dnajc10). The transcript is spliced from 26 exons. Lineage: Eukaryota; Metazoa; Chordata; Actinopteri; Cichliformes; Cichlidae. Bases 258 to 2642 code for a protein of 794 amino acids. The record is from RefSeq and is a predicted model, not a curated record.
UAAGCGGAAGCAGCUUGGGCUGUUGUGUGCAACUUGAUGCCGGGUCCGAGCCGGACGCUGAUGCGGAUCUUCAUCUCCAGACUUUUGGAAGUUGGGAAUCUUUAAAGACCACUUGUCCUUCCAAAGCCUGAGGCCAUAUAAAAGUAGAGAUAAUGCUUCCAUCCUUUAAGCCAAUCCAAACAGGCCACAUAUGUAAACGACACUCCUAAGUUCCUUUAGUUGCGGCUGCUUGUUGACUCAUUGAAGGAACAUUCCCGAUGGCGCACAGGGUUGCCUUAAGGGCCCAACACCCUCGGUCCAUCUGGCUUAUGGUGCUGCCGAUUCUCCUCACCGUCCUUUUGGUGGCAGUUUGGGCAGAGGGCCAGGACUACUAUGAAUUGCUGGGAGUCAGCAGGGAAGCGACGACCAAAGAGAUACGACGGGCCUUUAAGCAGCUGGCGCUCACCAUGCACCCUGACAAAAACCCUGGUGACCCCUCAGCCCACGAGAAGUUCCUGCAGGUCAAUCGUGCCUAUGAAGUUCUGAAGGAUGAAGACCUGAGAAAGAAAUAUGAUAAAUAUGGAGAAAAAGGGCUGGACGAGCAGCAGGGCGGACGCUAUGAGAGCUGGAACUACUACAGAUAUGACUUUGGUAUAUAUGACGAUGAUUUGGAGAUCAUCACGCUGGACAGUGGAGACUUUGAAGCAGCAGUGAACUCUGGAGAAAUCUGGUUCAUCAACUUCUAUUUCCCACGAUGCUCCCACUGUCACCAGCUGGCUCCGACGUGGAGGGAUUUUGCCAAGGAGAUGGAUGGUGUGAUCAGGAUUGGAGCGGUGAACUGUGGAGACAACAAUCAUCUCUGCAGGAGGAAGGGCAUCAACAGCUACCCCAGUCUGUACAUAUACAGAUCAGGACAGAGACCAGAGAAAUUCAAUGGGGAGCGCAAUAGAGACAACCUGGUUCGCUUCUCCAUGCAGUUCAUCACCACAACCAUCACUCAGCUCUGGCAAGGUAACGUGUUCAGCGAGAUAGAGAGCGCGUUCUCGUCAGGGCUUGGCUGGCUGAUCACCUUCUGCUCUGACAGUGGAGAUUGCCUGGAGCCAAGAACGAGACAGAAGCUGGCAGGAAUGUUGGAUGGUCUGGUUAAGGUGGGAUGGAUGGACUGCACAGCAGAUGAACAGAUCUGUGCAAGUUUCCAGGUGACCAGUGGAGCAACUGCUUUAUUCCCACCUGGAAGUGCUUUGAAUAAACCAGACAGUGUACUUUGGCUGAAUACUCUGGACAGUAAAGAAAUUUAUAAUCAGGUCAUCAACCAUCUACCUGAUUUGGAACUUCUCACCAGCGACAGUUUCCAGAGUAAAUUGGCCCAUCAUCGCUGGUUAAUCAGUUUUACAUUUGGUAACAAAAACUCUGCCUCCAACGAGUACAAGAAGCUACAAGCUUUACUCCGAAAUGACCACAUACAGGUUGGCAGAGUGGACUGUAUAGCGGACUCAGAGCUGUGUCAGUCUCUUUACAUUCAUAAACCCUGUAUGGCUGUCUUUAAAGGACUGGGAAUCCACGACUUUGAGAUCCACCAUGGCAAAGAUGUGUUGUACAAUAUUGUGGGUUUUGCGAGGGACAGCGUUCGAGCUUUUGUCACCACUCUGGGGCCGGACAACUUUCCUUCAGACAGAAAGGAGCCGUGGCUCGUCGACUUCUUCGCUCCGUGGUGCCCCCCGUGUCGAGCUUUACUGCCGGAACUGAGAAAAGCUUCAAUCCAGCUAGCUGGGCAGAUGAAGUUUGGCACUUUGGACUGUACCAUCCAUCACAACCUCUGUUCUAGAUAUAAUAUUCAGGCUUAUCCCACCACAGUGAUCUUUAAUGGUUCUUCUGUGCAUGAAUAUGAAGGCCAUCAUUCAGCUGAUGGCAUCCUGGAGUUUAUACAGGACCUGGUUAAUCCAUCUGUCCUGAUUUUGGAUCCUUCAAGCUUCACAGAGAAAAUUAAAGGUCGAGAUGAAGGACAGAUCUGGGCAGUAGAUUUCUACGCUCCCUGGUGUGGUCCCUGUCAGGCUCUGAUGCCUGAAUGGAGACGCAUGGCCCGGCUGCUUUCAGGUCAGAUCCUGGUCGGUUCGGUCGACUGUCAGCGCUUUCAGUCGUUCUGUCAGAGCCAGAGUGUGAGAGCAUACCCAGAAAUCCGCCUGUACCCUGGAAACAGCCGGCAGCCAGAUCGCUAUACGAGUUAUAAUGGUUGGCACAGAGAUGCCCAUUCACUGAGAACAUGGGCACUGAGUUUUUUACCCAGAGCCUCUGUGGACCUUACUCCAGAGACCUUCAGAUCUCUGGUUCUGUCAGGUCGGGAUCACUGGAUCCUGGACUUUUAUGCCCCCUGGUGCGGACCCUGUCAACACUUUGCCCCGGAGUUUGAGGUCCUAGCUCGGAUGCUUAAAGGCGAGGUCCGGGCAGGGAAGGUUGACUGUCAGGCUCAUUAUCAGACCUGUCAGUUAGCUGGAAUCACCGCCUACCCAACUGUCAGAUUUUACCCAUACCUGGGAAAAAAGAGGCAUGAACAGAGUGGGGAGCAUAUCAAUAGCCGAGACGCUAACGUGAUCGCUGACACCGUCAGACAGCGGCUACAACAGCUGUUGCCACGGUUACACAAUAAGCCAAAGGAUGAGCUGUGAUGGAAGCGGGCGGUACUGUGAGGAAGAUGAGCCACCUGAUUGGUCAGGUAGAGACAGAAGUGAAUUUGAUUGGCCCAGCAAGAUGAUCAAUCGGUCAACACUCCUUUAUAGAAGCUACAGCUGGAACACUGGGACCGACUGUUACCUGCUGUGCUGAAUGUACUGAACACUUCUGCCUUGUUUAUGUUUGGUUUAUAAUUGUCUCCAUUGUUUCUAUUUACUCUAUGAAGUAAAACUUUGGGACACUGUGUAUUGAUCAUGUUACUGACACAUACACACACACUCACCGAUCCAAAUGUUGACAUAGUGUUGUAUUUUAUUGCUCAUGUAAAAACUGUUUGAGAAUAAAACGGUUCGUUUCUGUUAGAUGUGUGUGCAUCCCUGUGAGUUUUACAACCAUCCCUGCAGGUUAAAUUCAAAGUAUACAAAGAUGUUGACAAGAUUCAGAAAAAAGAAAUAAUCACAAAGUAUUAACUCUUUCAAUUACUUUGUUUUUUUCUCAAGCAAAAGUGCCAAGCAUUUCAAUCUCAUGGUUUCUCAACACUGUUGCUUUUCUGUGUGUCAAACUGAGUUUUUGGGGAUUGGAUAGGGGUGCAUCCAGAGGGACAUGAGGUGGCAAUAGCCCCGCUGAAAACAUGAUCGUCCACCUCAAUGCUCUGUAUGGACCCCAGAACGUAAACACACAGCUGUAGAUGUUUUCUUAGUUAUUCACACUUUGACCAGCAGGUGUCACUGUUCACUCACUGUUCACUCACUGUUCACUCACUGUGUCAUCUGGCUGAAAACUAGGAGACAGGAGCUUAAGAAAAGUUGGAUUGACAAGAUAAAUACGUGCAGACAGGGUUUAUAAAGUCUCUGAAAAGAGCUCAGAAUAUAUCAAGGAUUGGGUGCCCGCUGAAAUCCUCAGUAAAAAAAAAAAGGUUUAUACUGUUAAUGCGUUAAAGUUAAUUAGAUCAUUAAUUACUUGUUAUAUGUAAUAUGUAUUCCCACAGAAAAAACAAACAAAUAAAACUGAUGCAUUUAUCUUAUGCUCUUGGAAAUUUUACACAAAUAAAAAACAAAACAAAAGCAACAAACUGUAUUGAAAUAAUUUGGAGCUUUUUAAUGGUUUGUAAUGGCUGUGUAUCUUAAGAAGGGCAGCAGGUGUCACUGUUGCUUCUCUGUGCAGUGACUUCCCCAGAAAAGAGUUGAUCAGGAAACAGAACCUGUGCACUGAUUCAACUUUUGGAACACGGGCUUAUCCACAACGGACCUGAGUCACAUUACAUUACCAUGAGAACAUUACAUUGUGUCACGGUUCUGUAUUAUGUGGUCUGAAGAAAACUCAUAGAUUUCUACAAGGCG